AUGAAGGUGGCUUCCGAAUUGACCGAUGAGCGUGUUCUUGCGCGGCUCAAUGCGUACAACAACCCUAACGAGGGCUCAGAGUCAGACUAUGUCUAUGUCAACGGCAAACCCAUCACAUGCCGGCGAUGCAAGCGCAAGAGACUGGUGUCUGAGACACCCGAACACUUGCAAUUCAAGACGUGCAACCCAUGUCGCGUGAUCGAGCGAGCGCAGAAGCGGCGUGGGUCGAAACAUAGCGUCAUCAAAAACAGAGAGGAGUACGACAUGAUCCAGCAGAUUAGAAAUAUGGAUACCGAUUUGGAGACGGCGACUGCUGCCGACACUCCGCGCACAAAAUCCGAACAGACGCGCGAGACGACACCCGAUGUGCCGCAGUCGUCUACCGCGCCGUCUCCUGAGCAGACCGACGCGUCGGGACUCGAGAAAGACUCGCUGGCCGAGCACGACACUCCGACACAGUCUCCGGCAGACUCGCGGGCCGAGCUCCAGCAGCGCCUGCAUUUUCUGCGCCAGGGCGACCAGAGCAAUGCCAUCGGUGAGCAGAAUUCGCGGCGGCCUCCAUCUGUGUGUGUUUGCUGCGGCCAGAACACUAACGGCCUCGACGACCUAUGUUCUCCGUGCGAAAACACAGACUCAGUCAUCAAAUCACUCGACUACUAUCUCCAGCUACUCAAACUCAACCACGAACAGGAGCUGCGCAACAUUGUGUUCACGACAAACGAGCCGCACGCACAGCUUCUUGCACGGACGGCCGCCAAAGAAAAAACACCCGCGACUGUGCUCCUCCGAUUGUACGAAAAAUACAUUCUUGCUAUAAGCAAGGCGACUGGCUACGACUUCAAGUACCAGACCGAGUCUGAAUUUUCCCGCAAAUACUGUGACCCUGUUCAGAUGAGAGUACGAGAGUGUCUCAAAUGCGUCAACGAAAUAGACAUGCUUUUCCAGAACGACGACAUCGACUCCGAACUCAUGGCUCUGCAAUCGUCGUCAGUGGACCAGAGCCCGCCCAAGACGCCGUGCCACUCGCUGAUUUUUGUGUCGUACAACGCGCGCUCCGGAAGACUCGUGAUCAGCUUCACGCACCAGCCGCACCGCUAA
Molecule: messenger RNA, 1098 nt
Organism: Ogataea parapolymorpha DL-1
Lineage: Eukaryota; Fungi; Ascomycota; Pichiomycetes; Pichiales; Pichiaceae
Exons: 1
Coding region: 1-1098 (365 amino acids)
Source: RefSeq, a predicted model, not a curated record